AUGGGAGGUGGUGGUGGAAAUGAAGCGAAAACAGAGGUGGAAUUGGAAAGCAGAGAAUGGUACAUGGCAGCUUAUGCAGCGGAGGGGGUUCCGACCUCCGAUCAUCUGAAACUCCGAACGGUGAAGCUAUCUGUGGCCGCCGAUUCAAUCCCCGAUGGCCAUGUUGCCCUGGAGCUCCUCUUUGUUUCGGUGGAUCCAUACCUUCGCACCAGAAUGAGUGGCUCUCGCGACCCCGUCCAAUUUGAACUUAACCACGUGAUAUCAGCUUUUGGGAUUGGAAGGGUGAUCCGAUCCAAGGACAGUAAGUAUGAAGAGGGUGAUAUUGUGGUUCAUCCGAAUUGUCCCAUUGCUGAGUACUGCGUCACGUCCUCUUUGAUGCUCAGAAAGUUCGAUCCAAACUCUGGAAUAUCGUUGCCUGACUACAUAAGCUCCAUGGGAGUACCAGGGUUUGCGGCAUGGGUGGGCAUAGAGGUGCUGGGAGAUCCAAAGCCAGGAUCAAAUGUGUUCGUCUCUGCUGCUUCUGGAGCUGUGGGAAUGUAUGCUGGCCAGCUUGCUAAGCUUCGAGGUUGCAGGGUCAUUGGAAGUACUGGCUCUGAUGAUAAGAUAAAGCUUAUGAAAGAGGAAUUUGGGUAUGAUGACGGAUUCAAUUACCACAAGGAAACAGAUUAUGACGCUGCUUUAAGCAGGUAUUUCCCAAACGGUAUAGAUGUUUACCUUGAUAAUGUUGGGGGCAGGAUGCUUGAAGCUGUGCUUAAUCAUGUCAACAAGUACGCACGCAUACCACUUUGCGGAAUGAUAUCCCAGUACAACAAGGUUUGGACAGAAAGGGAAGGGGUGAGGAAUCUGCUGAACAUGGUGGGGAAGGAAGUGAGGAUGGAGGGUUUUAUGCUGGCUUCAUAUUCUCAUCGAUUUGUAGAAUUCGCUGAAGUAAUGGAGAUCGAGAGCUUUUUAGAGAGCUUAGCCUCCUUAUUCACAAGCUCCAAUGUUGGCAAAGUUGUUGUUCAGGUGAAGCCAUAAUUCGAGAUAUGAUUCAUGUCGUGUUUGUGACGGUCUAAAGCUUCAGAUUCAGCUUGUAAAGUGUUUUGAACACUGUCUUAUUUAUGUCCUUCUAUGAAACUUACCUGAUUUGAAAGUAAUUAACGAUGGUGUGUUUUUUUCCUGCUGAA
Neltuma alba is the source of this 1166-nucleotide messenger RNA. Its product is annotated as 2-alkenal reductase (NADP(+)-dependent)-like. The transcript has 6 exons. The record is from RefSeq and is a predicted model, not a curated record. Gene Ontology annotation, molecular function: 2-alkenal reductase [NAD(P)H] activity. Lineage: Eukaryota; Viridiplantae; Streptophyta; Magnoliopsida; Fabales; Fabaceae. Bases 1 to 1017 code for a protein of 338 amino acids.